Messenger RNA from Erigeron canadensis, 2011 nucleotides. Its product is annotated as probable auxin efflux carrier component 1b. The record is from RefSeq and is a predicted model, not a curated record. Gene Ontology annotation, molecular function: auxin efflux transmembrane transporter activity. The transcript is spliced from 6 exons. Lineage: Eukaryota; Viridiplantae; Streptophyta; Magnoliopsida; Asterales; Asteraceae. The coding region runs from base 37 to 1809 and encodes 590 amino acids. Gene Ontology annotation, cellular component: plasma membrane; endoplasmic reticulum. Gene Ontology annotation, biological process: auxin polar transport; auxin export across the plasma membrane.
UGUUUAAACUGGGUAUUUUUUUAGAUUUUGAAAAAGAUGAUUACUGGUUCAGAUCUUUACCAUGUUCUUACUGCUGUUGUGCCACUUUAUGUUGCUAUGAUCUUAGCUUAUGGGUCAGUAAAAUGGUGGAAAAUUUUUACCCCAGAUCAAUGUUCAGGAAUCAACAGAUUUGUAGCUCUUUUUGCUGUUCCAUUACUUUCUUUUCAUUUCAUAUCAACUAACAAUCCUUACACUAUGAAUACAAGAUUCAUAGCUGCUGAUACACUUCAAAAACUCAUGGUUCUUGUUGUUUUAGCCUUUUGGUCAAGACUAAGUGCUAGAGGUUCUUUAGAAUGGUCUAUUACACUUUUUUCAUUGUCAACCCUUCCUAACACACUUGUUAUGGGAAUCCCACUUUUGAAAGGAAUGUAUGGUGAUUUUUCAGGGAGCUUAAUGGUUCAGAUUGUGGUUUUACAGUGUAUUAUUUGGUACACUUUGAUGUUGUUUUUGUUUGAAUAUAGAGGUGCUAGGCUACUAAUUGCUGAACAGUUUCCCGACACUGCUGGCUCUAUAAUCUCAUUCAGAGUUGAUUCAGACAUUUUGUCACUUGAUGGUAAAGAGCCUUUACAAACAGAAGCUGAAGUUGGUGAUGAUGGUAAAUUACAUGUGACUGUAAGAAAGUCCUCUAGUUCAAGAUCAGAAAUUUUUUCAAGAAGAGGGUCACAUGGAGGUAUACAUACAGGUGUAUCUAUAACUCCAAGACCAUCUAACUUGACAAAUGCUGAAAUUUACAGCUUACAAUCAUCAAGAAACCCAACUCCAAGAGGGUCUAGUUUUAACCAUACUGAUUUUUACUCCAUGGUAAAUGGUAAAAAUGGUGUUAGUCCAAGAGGGUCAAAUUUUGGUGGAUAUGAUGAAGAAAGUGGGACUAUUAAUAAUGUUAGGGUGGCUAAUGGGCAAGGAAGUGCAGGGUACCCUGGUCCUAAUGCCGGAAUCUUUUCUCCGGUGACCGGACCGGCAGCCAAGAAGAAAGGUGGUGAUGGUGGCAAAGACUUGCACAUGUUUGUUUGGAGUUCAAGUGCUUCACCUGUUUCUGAAGGUGGGAUUCAUGUGUUUAGAGGUGGGGAGUAUGGUAAUGAUCUUGGAAGUGUGCCCCACACAAAAGAUUAUGAGGACUUUGGCCGAAAUGAGUUCAGUUUUGAGAACCAACCUGGCCCGAAUGGAGUGGACCGUGAGGCAUCUGUUUUAUCUAAACUUGGGUCCAGCUCAACUGCCGAGCUCCAUCCGAAGGCUAGCCCACAUGGUGAUGCAAAGGCCACUUCAAUGCCCCCAGCUAGUGUCAUGACCCGACUGAUUUUGAUCAUGGUGUGGCGCAAACUUAUCAGAAACCCGAACACAUAUUCCAGCCUCAUUGGCCUCACUUGGUCCUUGGUCUCAUUCAAAUGGCACGUUGAAAUGCCUGCUAUAGUUGCAAAAUCCAUAGCAAUUUUAUCAGAUGCUGGACUUGGCAUGGCUAUGUUUAGCCUUGGACUAUUCAUGGCUUUGCAACCAAAAAUUAUAGCUUGUGGAAACUCUAUUGCAACCUUCGCCAUGGGGGUUCGUUUCUUUAUUGGACCAGCGGUAAUGGCAGCAGCAUCAUACGCUGUUGGCCUACAAGGAGCGCUACUACAUGUUGCCAUUGUUCAGGCUGCUCUACCUCAAGGAAUUGUCCCCUUUGUGUUUGCUAAAGAAUACAAUGUCCAUCCGGAUAUACUUAGCACCGGGGUUAUAUUUGGAAUGCUGAUAGCACUACCAAUCACUCUAGUGUACUACAUAUUGUUGGGGCUUUGAAUGAAGCAUGCUUUGACUCUUGUCUUAUUUGAAGAAGUUUUUUUGGCUGGUGGAGUGGUGGGGGGUCCUCUAACAUCUGAAUUUUACCAUUUUGUUUUAACUUUUAGUGAAAGAGUAAAAAAGUGAAAAAGUUAGAGGGAGAGAAAUGUAAUUUGAUAAGAAGUAGUAGACAUUGGCAGCAAGUAAAAUCAAUGUUUGUCUC